AUGCGGCUGGCUCUACGAUGGCUGGGGUUUCUUGUCCCCGUUGUAGUGCUGUGCCUGUAUCUCUUACGCUCCGGCGGGCCGCGUCUCCCGGACGCCACUGCCGGCCACGGCCUCGGUGCCGCGUUCCUACCUCCCGCUGUGCCCACCGGCACGAAACCUGCUGGAUCUGCGCCUUCCAACUCCCGGUCCCAGUCCCACGACCAGAUCAGCGCCUUCUGGCAAACAUGGAGCCAGCGAAUCCUCGAUGCCCGGCCGGACACGCAUCCGAUUGCCUUGACGGGUACGGCAUCGAUAGGCCGGCCGCCGAGGCCAGAUGCGCCGCGAAGACCCUACACCGACUACGUCCGGAAUCCUAGCGGACAGGUCGAGGAGCUGCGCCUGGCCCACAAGAAGUUCGUGGCGGCGCUUGAGACGCUCAAGAACGGUGACCACGAGGGACCGUUCCAGGGCCGAGGGGUCGUCAUGGUCGGUGGCGGGGAAUACUUUGGGCCUGCAAUCAUCGGCAUCCACAUGCUCCGUCGGACGGGGUGUUCGCUGCCAGUCGAGCUUUUCGUGCCAGACGACGACGAAUACGAGGAGGAGAUCUGCGAGCAAUACCUGCCCAAGUUGAACGCCAAGUGCGUGGUCCUGUCGGCCUUCCAGCGUCAGGGCGGCAAGCACGCGCGGCCGCUGUCGAUCAAACACUACCAGCUGAAAGCCCCCUCCUUGCUGCUAUCCUCCUUCGCGGAAGUGCUUCUGCUGGACAGCGAUAGCAUUCCUCUCUUGGAUCCCGAGACGUCUAUCUUCAGCACAGAACCUUACCUGUCCAAGGGCCUGGUAAUUUGGCCAGACUUUUGGUCCGCGACAGAGUCCCCUCGCUUUUGGGAGAUCGCAGGGCUCCCGGAAUAUCCAACCGACCUGCCAUCUCAUUCAAGCGAGUCUGGCCAACUCGUUGUGAACAAAAAAACACACCUUGCACCCCUCCUCCUCGCCACGUAUUACAACAUCUACGGUGACCACCACUAUUAUCCCCUGCUCAGCCAGGGCGCUCUGGGCCAGGGCGACAAGGAGACUUUCUUGGCAGCUGCUGUGGCGUUGGGUUCCCCCUACUACACAGUCAAGACUGGCGCGUCGAGCUUAGGUAGGCACGAUGGAUCGCAGCACAAGGGGACAGCGAUCAUACAGCAUCUCCCUGUGGACGACUUGAGAAAGAGCACCGGGGGAUCAGACCUUGUCCGUCCCGCUUUUCUUCAUUCUAACACGCCAAAGAUGAACGCGGGGCAUCUCGUAGAUGAAGGGGACCUAAUCGCAACUGAUGGCCAGUCCAGACUGCGAUUGCUUGGGCCCAAGGCAGACUUGGAGAAGCUCUUUGGAUUCGAUGCCGAGGACACACUCUGGGACCUUCUUGUUCAGACCGGAUGCGAACUUGCUAGCACCAUCCGCGAAUGGAAAACGCGGGACCGGCUCUGCGAACGGCUAACGGAGCACCACGCAUUGGUGUUCAACGAUCGGUAG
This is a messenger RNA of Neoarthrinium moseri, 1494 nucleotides long. RefSeq lists its product as uncharacterized. NCBI's taxonomy places the organism in Eukaryota, Fungi, Ascomycota, Sordariomycetes, Amphisphaeriales, Apiosporaceae. Gene Ontology annotation, biological process: mannan biosynthetic process. The record is from RefSeq and is a predicted model, not a curated record. The transcript has a single exon. Gene Ontology annotation, molecular function: alpha-1,2-mannosyltransferase activity. Gene Ontology annotation, cellular component: Golgi apparatus. Bases 1 to 1494 code for a protein of 497 amino acids.